Molecule: messenger RNA, 1325 nt
Organism: Ceraceosorus guamensis
Lineage: Eukaryota; Fungi; Basidiomycota; Exobasidiomycetes; Ceraceosorales; Ceraceosoraceae
Exons: 6
Coding region: 117-1325 (402 amino acids)
Biological process (GO): protein deubiquitination; endoplasmic reticulum unfolded protein response
Cellular component (GO): cytosol; nucleus
Molecular function (GO): cysteine-type deubiquitinase activity
Source: RefSeq, a predicted model, not a curated record
CUCACGCGAUCCAACUUGCAAAGUGCUGGUCAAUCACUUCCACCUUGCCUCUAUCCAACCCAGCGCUUUGUUUCAAAAAAAGUGCAAGCACGCCUCAUCCUAGUCUGCACAUCAUCAUGAUACGCAUUAGGCAUCCUCAAGGCACCUCCACACUGCACUUGGCACAGGUCAAAACAUUGCAAGACUUGCAAAAAAGCAUCAGUGAAAGCUGUGGAAUCCCAGCUUGGGAUCAAGAGCUCCGGACUGGAUAUCCCCCACGCCCGCUUAGCGUUUCCACCCUUUCACCCGGCACACUGCUUAGCCAUGCUGACAUUGCUUUGACGGCCGGAAGUCAGCUCACAGUGUCGUACAAGCCUGCAACCUCAUCCACGCCCAACCGAAGUGCCCACACGAUCCCAGACACUACGUCGUCGGCUAGCUCGAGCCAGAGCGCCGCCGCAGCGGCUCCUAUCGCAGAUAGAUCGUUCACUGCUGCACCUUCGACGCCCUUGCCACAAGCCUUCGGCAAUCCAGCAUCCGCAGCGCCACCCGCCUUGAAGCCAAAGCCGCCGGCCAGUUCUGCCAGAUUUGGCGGGGCAACGACGCCACGCGCGGAAUCAAGUCGGGCACCGCUCUCAUCAUCGGCAUACACCGGUUCGCCGACAGCAAAGAAGAGCGCCAAGGUAGCUGAUGGGGAGGUUCACGUCCCGCUCGAUGGACAAGCUUUGACGCUUAAAGUUGUGGACGAUGACAAUAGCUGUCUGUUCAAUGCUGUCAGCAUGCUGGUGAAGGGCACCAUUGGAGCUGCUGUCUGUAAAGAGCUUCGGCAGAUCGUGAGCUCUGUCGUCCUGUCUUCCCCGGACGAAUAUCCAGAGGUGAUCUUGGGACACGACCCAGCGGUAUACGCUGCCAAGAUGCUAGAUCCAAAGACGUGGGGAGGUGCCGUGGAGCUUUCCAUCCUAUCAAAGCAUUUUCAGACCGAGCUGCACGCUGCUGAUGUAGCGAGUGGAGUUGUGCACCGAUUCGGAGAAGGCAUGGGCUUCGAAGAGCGAGCGUGGUUGUUGUACAGCGGCAUCCAUUACGAUGCUAUAGCGCUACUGCCCACUCCGGAUGCCCCCUUGGAAUUUGGCACUUUGAGAUUCCCAGUGCCACCAGUGGGCGUCGAAGAUGUCGUUCUCGAAGCGGUGCAAGAUCUCGUCUCUGUUCUGAAGAAAAGGCACUACUACACCGAUACAUCGACAUUUGCUCUGAAGUGCAAUCGGUGCCAGACACCACUGCAGGGCCAAAGGCAGGCUACGGAGCAUGCCAAGCAGACUGGACACACUGAGUUUGUGGAAAACGAGUGA